This is a messenger RNA of Fusarium redolens, 1485 nucleotides long. RefSeq lists its product as uncharacterized. NCBI's taxonomy places the organism in Eukaryota, Fungi, Ascomycota, Sordariomycetes, Hypocreales, Nectriaceae. Gene Ontology annotation, biological process: protein phosphorylation. The transcript has 2 exons. Gene Ontology annotation, molecular function: ATP binding; protein kinase activity. The coding region runs from base 1 to 1485 and encodes 494 amino acids. The record is from RefSeq and is a predicted model, not a curated record.
AUGGCAGAAUUGGCUUUAGGUAUUGCCGGCUUCGCAGGUACCGUCGAUGUUUGUAUCAAGUUGGGUAAAUUUCUCAUCCAGGCAUACAAGGACUAUGGUCAGGUUGAUAGAAUGGCCGACGAGCUGUCGGUGAGAAUUCAGAUUUGCUGGUCGCGGCUUGCAAGUCAGCUCGAGAUCAUCAAGGAAUUAGAAAGCGGGAUGACGGAUGACCAGCGUGAACUUCAAAACCACGUACUACGCAUUCUGCUAUCUAAACUCGAAGCUUCCACGAUUGCUAUCUCGAGACCAGAUAAACAUGGGAAUUCCAAAAGAACGAAAGCUCUGCAUUUCCUCAAUCUUCGAGAAACGCUCGAAAGCACCGUUGCCGAUCUUGAGUCCUGGCAAAAGCGGUUCGAGCCAUCUUGGUUCCAGAUUCUAAAGACUGGUCCAACCAAUGUUGAUGACGUGCUGAGAAACGUGACUCGAGGCAAUACUCGAGGAGAGCUGGCUCGUGAGGGCUUGAAGUUCCGGGAAGCUUUUAGCAGCAACGAGUCUGUUAAACUUGCAGAAAAAGUACUUGAAAACCUCGAAACUCAAGUGAUCCCAUAUUGCAAGACCGAACUUGCGAUCAAGAAGAAGGAGAAGAAAUACUUCAUCGUUGAUACAAUUUCUCGAGACACCGUUGAGUUGAGAGAUGCUCGAGAGCUUGCAUCACGUCUCCGAGAUUCGAACCCUUUUACUUUUGGGACCUUGAAGUGCAAAGGAGUUGUGCAUCUCACCAAGGAGCCCUCUUUGAAGUUCGUUUUUGGCGUCCCAGAAGGGUAUUCCAAGGUUCAGAGCUUCAGGGAACUUCUUCUUUCUGGCAGCAUUCCAGAUUCGCUCACUACAAGACUCAAGAUGGCUCGGCAGCUCGCCACAGCAGUCUACUAUGUUCAUCUUUACGAAUUUGUUCAUAAGAAUAUCACGCCGGAAACUAUAAUUACCUUGGGAUGCCCAGAAGCACCGAAUGAUGAGAUGCUGGUGUGUCUGGUUGGAUUUCAACUUUUCCGAUAUGUCGAUGCACCAACAAAUACUUCCAGUACUGAAAAAAAGGAUCUCUUGUAUCACCACCCAGCCCGUAUGGGAGGCAAGAAGGUGAAGUAUGUUAUGCAGCAUGACAUUUAUAGCCUUGGAGUUUGCCUUUUGGAGAUUGGCUUAUGGCAGUCACUUGUUGAGUACGACGAGGGUAUUGCCAAGAUAUCCAAUCUCUUGCGACCUUUCGAAUAUAAUAUGGAGGAAACUGACUCGCAAGCCAUUCAAGAACGAUUGAUAGAUCUUUGCGAGACUCGACUGAAAUCUUGCAUGGGUGAUAUAUACAGUAAGGUGGUUCAAACAUGCUUGACUUGCUUGGACGAAGGCAAUACUGAAUUUGGCGACCCUCGAGACUUUGAAGACCAGGAAAGCGUUGAUGUAGGGUCUCGAUAUGUGAAGAAAAUCGUGGAUUCACUGAGCAUCAUCUAUUGUUGA